Messenger RNA from Enterospora canceri, 633 nucleotides. The record is from the annotation of a GenBank genome assembly. NCBI's taxonomy places the organism in Eukaryota, Fungi, Microsporidia, Enterocytozoonidae.
AUGUUUCUUGAUGAUUAUUUAGUAGAGCACACUCUCUAUGGCCGUGUUACUGAUAUCACUGCCUAUAACGAGGUGGAAGUGAUGGUACCCCGUAAGUCACCUGAUGAGUUAUUCAGGGGGAGACUGAUACGAGUCAAACUAAUUGGAGUUGAAUCAGCAUCAGUCAGUAGGACACUACUUCUUCAGUCUAAGGCGUAUUUGACUAAAAUGAUAUUCAAUAUGAGGGUGAGAGUGGUAUUGGUAAGGAAUAGUGGAAUAAUGUGUGGUAGAAUAGAGUACAAUGGUAGUGUAGAUGUGAAUGAUAGAAUAAUGGGUGUAAUAAGAAGAUUGGAGGAGUACAAUGAGUGUGAUGGUGAUAGUGAUAGUAGUGAUAGUAGUAAUAUUAUUACUGAUACUAUCACUAAUAAUACUGUUCAUAAUAAUGCCUCCCUUCUUACACUAUUGUAUAUCCGGAAUAAAUAUGUCCUAAAUUCAAUUCACAUGGACAUUGAGACAGAUGAAUUCAGGGAGGUGACUCGUGAGAGCAACUGGAUUUAUAGGGCACUGGAAGAAGGAAGGGAAGUAGAAAGAAUAAGGAGGAAGCAGGAGAGGAUAAGAAGGAUUCUAGUAGAAAAAGGAGUAUGUAAUAAGUAG